Molecule: messenger RNA, 879 nt
Organism: Miscanthus lutarioriparius
Lineage: Eukaryota; Viridiplantae; Streptophyta; Magnoliopsida; Poales; Poaceae
Source: the annotation of a GenBank genome assembly
AUGGCCGCCUCCUCGCUCGCGUUGGCGAGUUCUUUCUGGCUUCUCCUACGCGUCCCUCAACCGCGCGGAGCCAUCCCCGUUACGUGCUACUUCAUCUCGCGAGGACGGUAUAGCACCGCCAUUGCCGUUGCAGCAGCGAGGGAUUCGGCGGUUAAAAGAAGCGCGGACAGGAAUUCAGCGGAGGAAGUCAGGAACAUUCUGGAUAUGGCAGAAAGGGCUUCCCAACGAAGAGAUGUUUUCCACACCAAUUUUCUUACUCCACCUAUAGUGAAAGAGGCUAUGCUGGCAGUUGAAAAGUUAGCAGAUAUCAAAGCAGUAGCUCAGGGUGGCUACCCUCAGGCCGAGAGGUGCCGAAUCUCUGUUGGACACCCGGACUUCAUGACAAGUAACCCAGAUGUAGUUGCCGCUUUGAGCAUCUCAGGGAAUUUCCGAUUGGAACCCUGUUCUCAUGGUGACUUUCUUGGUGCUAUUCUUGGGACAGGAAUAACAAGGGAGAAAGUUGGAGAUAUUCUUUUGCAGGGGGGACGAGGUGCCCAGGUCCUUGUUGAUCCAGAACUUGUUGACUAUCUGAUUUCUACCCUUGAAAAGGUGGGGAAAGUUGGUGUUUCAUGCACUCAGAUUCCUUUGCUUGCUCUAGAAUAUGAACCGCCAAGGACCAAUUCAUUUAAAACUGUAGAAUCAUCACUCAGGGUUGAUGCCCUUGCCAGUGCAGGAUUUAAAAUCUCACGCACGAAGCUUGCUAGCUUGAUAAGUUCUGGUGAUGUUCGUGUGAAUUGGACACCAACAACGAAAAAUGGAGUUACCCUCAAAUCUGGAGAUGUUGUUUCUGUCAGUGGGAUGGGAAGGUUAAAGACUCCUAUUGUGGGUGGGUGGCAUUGA